Molecule: messenger RNA, 378 nt
Organism: Blepharisma stoltei
Lineage: Eukaryota; Ciliophora; Heterotrichea; Heterotrichida; Blepharismidae
Source: the annotation of a GenBank genome assembly
AUGUCAUGCAAUGCUGAAUCAGAAAUUGGAGCUGACCAAUGCUCAGAAUAUUCAGUACCAAGCACAAGAGCAAGCUUAGAAACAAAUGAGGACUGUGGGUGUUGGCAAUAUUCAGAAAACAUACCAUUAGUAUACCCACAAAACCCAGAAGAUUGCAUUGAGCUUUAUACUCCAAUAUCUUUGGAUAAGAUAAAUAAAAUUGAACAGCGAAACAAGAAGCUGAAGGACUUAAUAGAAAAUUUCGACCAAGAAAUUUUUGUAUAUAGCAGAGAUGAUUUUUCACUUCAGCAAGAGCCAAUAUUAUUGGGAAAUCCAUUUGAGUCCACAUUUCAUAGACGAAGAAGUGCAGUACUUAUGGAGAGGUUGGAUUCUUUAUAA